CCUCCCGCUGCGGUUGUUCACAUGCCCAUCAAGGGAAUUAAUUAAGGGUCCAGUGCCGUUAGCUCGAUUUCGAGGUUGUGCCCAAUGUGCCCAAAGAGUGUUGCAGGACGUACAAGGAGUUACUUGGUACCUUGAGGGCUAGCCCACACCCAACCUUGAAAGUCUUCAGCGUCUAGGAACAAAGCAGCUCCGGUGCCGCCCUGUCGCAACUUACCACCACUUCCCUUGACGUGCAACACAACCCGAGUGCUUUGGCUGGUGGCAUCUGAAUCUCGUUGUUGCUCCAUAAGCGCCAGCAGUCACCCCAGUUCUUGUCCACCCAGCGCGAGAACUUCGCAAGAUGCCUAAAGGCAAAUGGAUCGACCGCAAGACGGCCCAGCACUUCACGCUGGUGCACCGCCCCCAAAAUGAUCCCCUCAUCCACGACAGCGAGGCGCCGGCCAUGGUGCUGAACCCCACGACGCUGCCCAACGCCUCCAAAGUUAAGAAGCUUGACGACCUUGCGUCCGAACUGGGCUCCGACGCUGAACACAUUCGCGCCAACGAGGGCGAGGCUGCCAACCAUGGCAUCUACUUUGACGACACCGAGUACGACUACAUGCAGCACAUGCGCGACCUGAACACGGGCGACGGCAGCGGCGAAGUCGUUUUCGUGGAAGCAAAGCAGCCUGCCAAGGACAAGAGCAAGGGGAAGCAGAAGCAGAGCCUCGAGGAUGCACUGCGCCGGCUCGACAUCAAGGACGAGGAGCGCAAGAAGGGCCAACUGCUUGGCGAGGAUAUCCUGCCCUCGAAGAACCUGCAGCGCCUGACAUAUCAGGACCAGCAGAACAUCCCAGAUGUCAUAGGCGGUUUCCAGCCGGAUAUGGACCCAAGGUUACGAGAAGUCCUCGAGGCUCUGGAAGACGACGCGUACGUCGACGACGACGACGAAAUCUUCCAGCAGCUGGCCGAAGACGGACGGGAGCUCGACCAGUCAGAACUCGACGACGACAUCUGGGGAGACGAAGAUGAGGGCUGGGAGUCUGACGGUACGGCAAAGCCGACACGAGAAUACCAGGACACGGACGAAGCGCCCGCGCUUGUUGCAGUGGAUGGCUCAGCCGAGGGAGGACACCCCGCAGAGGGCCCGAACGACGACUGGCUGGAGGACUUCAAGAAGUUCAAGGCCGACGAGAAGGCAGCGGCCAAGACCUCCAAGGCGCCGCUGGCCGGCCGCACCGGAGCGCCCUCAGUGUCAGACCUGCAAUCGUCGAUGAUGACGACAACCACCAACGGCGGGCGCCGCAAGAAGCGCAAGGGCGCGCUGACCUCGACAUCGAGCUACAGCAUGUCGUCAUCGUCGCUUGUGCGCACAGAGCAGCUCGGCCUGCUCGACGCGCGGUUCGAAAAGUUCGCCGAGCAAAAGUACGACCCCAGCUUUGACGAAGGCGACGAGCUCGACGACUUCCCGCUGGACGACGACGACGUCGCCUCGCGAGCACCCUCGCAGUGGUCCACAGCCAGCAGCGUCACCGGCAAUGUGCGCAACGACUUUGACGGCAUCCUCGACGACUUCCUGGGCAACCACUCGAUGCGUGGCAAGAAGCAUGUCAGGAAAGGGAAGAAGCAGAGUGGCACAGACGAGCUCGAUGAGAUCCGGCGCAACUUGGGACCCGCCCGGGUCGGUCGCAAGUACGGCGUAGCUGCGAGGGCUGAGGGUGGUGGUGCCCGAAACGGUGGUGCCUCAAGCAGUAAUCCACUUCAGGGCAUCGCUGCGUUUGGCGCACCCGCCUCAUGAUUGGCAUUGGAGGUGUGAGCAAAGUGGAGGAAGGGUUUUAUCAUUGUUUCUGAGCUUGGCAUAUCAUCUGGGAUCAUUGGCGUUCUUGAAAGCUGCUUGGUUUUUUUCAUUGGCGGAAUAUACACAAACGUGGCAAAAGUAAGGACCCUGUAUUUAGAUCAUGUCGCAGAUGGGAACGUAGAGUAAGGUCAAGCGGUACAAAGGCACGCCGCAUCUCUUUACCGCUAUCGGUCAAGGCUUGGGUGGAAGCCGUUGGCUUUGAGAUUGCAGGUGUAUAUGAUCGCGUCGCGAAUUGCUCGUUGAUGGGCUCAUUGAUGGGCUCGUUGCCCUGUGCUGUUCGAUCACACCCGGCCCUCAGUCAUUCACACAUCGGAUGAAUUCAGGCGAUCUUUCACU
Microdochium trichocladiopsis is the source of this 2173-nucleotide messenger RNA. Its product is annotated as Low temperature viability protein. Gene Ontology annotation, biological process: ribosomal small subunit export from nucleus; ribosomal small subunit biogenesis. The record is from RefSeq and is a predicted model, not a curated record. The coding region runs from base 341 to 1777 and encodes 478 amino acids. Gene Ontology annotation, cellular component: cytosol; preribosome, small subunit precursor; nucleus. The transcript has 2 exons. Lineage: Eukaryota; Fungi; Ascomycota; Sordariomycetes; Xylariales; Microdochiaceae.